UUUGGCUCAAACAGCGGCGCGAGAGCUGGAAUGGCAUACGCCCUGUUCUGCUGCUGCGCCGAGGACGCGGAUGCCGAGCAGGUCGUCGUCCUCGACCCCGGCGACGAGCACGGGGGCGGGCCGUCCUUUCCGAGCGAGGUCGUGGUGCCGCAGACUCGGGACACGAGAGGUGAACCCAGAGGGGCCCAAAACUGCACAAACAUACACUUAUGCUUACUGGGGAACGACGAGGUACCGAUACCGCUAGGUCGUCGUCCUUGGCGGAUGCCGACAAGGUCGUCGUCCUUGGCCCCGGCGACGAGCACGGGGGCGGGCCGUCCUCUCCGAGCGAGGUCGUGGUGCCGCAGACUCGGGACACGAGAGAUCCGAGCCCGCUGGGGCUCGCGAGCGCCCGGCCGCGGUCCACGUUCUACCGCAAGCUCAAGGCCGCGGUGACGUGGACGAGGCCCCAGGAUCCGCCCGCGAAGCUCGCGCUGGAACGCGAGCGGGCCCGGCUGCAGGAACUCCUCUGCAGCUUCGCCAGGAGAGUUGUCGCAGGCCGCCCCUGCACGUACCUGAGGGCCAGGCUGGACGGCACGCUCGAGCGCGCGUGGGCCCCGGUGGAGCAGCUUGAGAAGCUCAAGGAAAGCAAGAGCAGGAGCGCGGAGGAGGCGCGGCUGCAGGUGGAGGAGCUGGAGCGGUUCCUGCCGCCCAGCGCCCGGGAGCGAGACCACGAGCCUGGGGGAGGCCCUGAUCAGGAACGGCCCCGCGCGUCCAGUCGGACGCGGCAGACCAUCCGUCAGGAGCACCAGCAGAAGGAGUUGAAGCGGGAAGAGCAAGAAGUGAAGCAGCUCAUCGGCAGGGUAGUGACGAUGAAAAGAUCGGAAGCGACUGAGGCAAUGCGUUUCUUGGGGUACGAGCAGGUCCCCACGGACGUGCCAGGAAUCAAGUCGUACAAGACGAGGACGAAGCAGCGCAUGUUCGAGUUGGGAAGGCUCAUCAUCAUCAGUCGCAAGGCCGGCAAAGAUGAUCCACAGGGUUUCGUACGUGAGAUAUCGUGUCUCAAGUACAUGAUGAGCACGUGCGAGAAGCUUAAUGACCAGCUAGCCGAGUUGAAGUCGAAGCGAGAUAGGUGUCAAGAGCACAUUCGCAACCUCUCGGUGAAGCUCGGAGAGUUACAGUCCGACUACAAGCAGUCAGAGACGGACCUGUAUGCUUGGCAGGCCGCGAUAGACGAGUUAGAGGAGCUGGAGGACUACAUGGUCGGAGAAGAUGCGCCAGGAGCCCGUGGCUUCAGCACAUUCAUCCCGACGAUGCAGAUGGGGGUGCAGGCGAUCGGUGAGAUGAUCAAGGUACUCAUUAAGAAGCAGCAGCAGACGGACCAUCAGAUGGCCAUGUUGAUUGGCCACCUCACGGCGACCAGUGCGAGUGCGUCGGCGGAGGAGUACGAGAGGGCCAAGUCGGAGGAGGGGGCGCACGGCCAUCAGCAGCCGCCCAUCGAGGUGCAGGCCAGCCCGACGAGCAUCCCCGCGGCCCAGCCCGACAUGCCCACGCCCGUGGCGGACCCAGGCAUCGAGCCCACGGAGGUCGCGGAGGCCAGCCUAGUCGAUCCUGAUAGGGAUUUACUGUCCGAUGCCCACGAGCUCGGACCACUUUUGUCUACAGUGGAGAUUGAGGACCAGCGCCCUUGUUACAGCGAGGAAGUGCAGGGGCUUAAUUGCUACGCUGUAGUGUUCGGGCUUCAGCGUUUUCUGAUUGACACCGAACAGCUCGUGGCCAAGGCAUUGGAGCAAGACAGGCUGCGUUUCCUAGUUAGGAUGUUCAAGUUCGCGCCGCGAUGCUUGCUGACCCUUCUUGACGUUUCCCUCCUGCAUCGGAGAAGCUGGGUCUCGGCUUUGGCCGCGAGUUUCGAUUGGUUAGUUUCUUUCAUGGAUCCUGAUUCGGUCCCUGGGACGGGGGGGCUCGACGAGUGGCUAGCUGCACUUCAGAUGGACCCCCAGCGUUUUCGGGCCACAAUCAAAACAGUCAUCCGUAGAGCGAGAGAGUGGUGGAGUGACCGACACCUGCUCCACCUGUGGGACAUCAGGGUCCACGAGGCGUUAGCAGGCACGCCCAUGGACGUGGACGCUGUGGACGUGGUGACAUCCUACAUGUGCUACGAGUGCGGCCAGCUGUUCAAGCCCCCCCCUGUGAGACUUGGAGUGCUGCCCGCCAUAACCCUGUACCCCCCGAAGCCGUUGGGCCUCACCCUCGGCCACUGA
Prorocentrum cordatum is the source of this 2240-nucleotide messenger RNA. The record is from the annotation of a GenBank genome assembly. Lineage: Eukaryota; Dinophyceae; Prorocentrales; Prorocentraceae.